Molecule: messenger RNA, 5026 nt
Organism: Alligator sinensis (Chinese alligator)
Lineage: Eukaryota; Metazoa; Chordata; Crocodylia; Alligatoridae
Gene: PCGF2
Product: polycomb group ring finger 2
Exons: 9
Coding region: 377-1378 (333 amino acids)
Biological process (GO): negative regulation of transcription by RNA polymerase II
Cellular component (GO): PRC1 complex
Molecular function (GO): promoter-specific chromatin binding
Source: RefSeq, a predicted model, not a curated record
UUCUCGGUGUUAAGUUCAGGAUCUUGUUGAUGAUCCCUUUCCGCUCAGCAAAUGAUAACUGUCAAGAGUUUUCAAAAGUGGCUAAUGGUUUUUCUUUUUUUGGAUGCCCAACUGGAGGUGCCUUUUUUUUCUUUUUCCUCCAAGAAGAGCUGAGUAUUCUGGAAAGGUCUUUGUAAUGAGGAACAGCUUCAAUAUUGAAGUGCUUUAAAUACUAGUCACUUUUUGAAAAUACUUAUCUUGGAUUACUUUCAAGAGGGAAUUGGGAAGGGCGUGGGGGGCCUCAACUUCUUAUCACAUUGCCCAAGAAAACUGCUGCAGCUCUUUGGCUGGAAACACAAACAUGAAGAUUUCCUCAAAGGCGGAAAGCUGAGAAUGAAUGAAAGGGAAUAAUACGUUUGUUAUGCCACCUGCAAUUGAAGCAGUGGAACUCAUUGCUACAAAGUGGUCAUUGAGACCAGGAGAUGAAAGAAAAAGGGACUGGACAUUUAAAUUCUGUAAAACCUGCAUUGUUCGUUACCUGGAGACCAACAAAUACUGUCCCAUGUGUGAUGUUCAAGUGCAUAAAACCAGGCCUCUCCUCAGCAUCAGAUCAGACAAAACUUUACAAGACAUAGUGUACAAACUGGUCCCAGGGCUAUUUAAAGAUGAAAUGAAGAGGCGGCGUGACUUCUAUGCAGCCUAUCCCAUGGCAGAUGUUCCCAAUGGGUCUAAUGAGGAUCGUGGUGAAGUUUCUGAACAAGACAAAGGGAACCUGACAGAUGAUGAAAUUGUCAGCUUGUCCAUAGAAUUUUAUGAAGGAACAAGAGAUGAAAAGAAAGGAACGGUUGAAAAUGGGGAUGUGGAGAAGGAAAAAAAGAAUGGCGUAAGGUUCCUCCGAUGUCCAGCUGCCAUGACAGUCAUGCAUCUGGCUAAAUUUCUGCGCAAUAAGAUGGACGUUCCCAGCAAGUACAAAGUGGAAGUUCUCUAUGAAGAUGAGCCUUUAAAGGAAUAUUACACACUGAUGGACAUUGCGUAUAUCUACCCAUGGCGAAGGAAUGGGCCCCUCCCUUUGAAAUACCGGGUGCAGCCAGCCUGCAAGAGGAUAAAAUUGUCCCAGCCUGCAAACUCCGAGUGCACCAACACCAGCGGAGCCUCCGAGUGCGAGUCAGUCAGCGACAAAGCCAACAGCCCUGCCACACUGCCUGCCACCUCCUCCUCCCUGCCCAGCCCUGCCACACCUUCCCACGGCUCACCUAGCUCCAACAACACCGCCACGAGCAUCCCAGCCAACUCCAGCACCGUGCUCAAUGGCACCUCGAACUGCCACCAAAUGCCGCCCUCUGCCAGCAGGGGGCGGAAAACGACUGUGAACGGUAGCACAGCUUCUGCCUUGACCUAAAGGCAGGGCCUAGGGCCUGACUUUUGAUUUUAUAUAUAAAUAUAUAUGUGUAUAUAGGAAAAAAAAAUUAUACAUACUUAUUUUCUAUUGAUUGACCAGAUUAAUUUAAAAUGCAAAUAAGACACAAUUGUGGUUGAGUAUUUUUUAAAAUGAUGCUUUUCUUUUUCCUUCCUCUUUCUUUUUUUUUUUAAUUUUAACUUAUGGAAUUUGCAUGUCCGGGAGCCCGUAUUCAUGUAAUAGCUGCAGCCCCACCUGCUCAUUUUCUAUAACAGCCUCCCUUCCCCCACUCCCUGCCAAGAGAGAAUGGGACUUAAUGGUAAUGGACACACAGGUAAGGAUGAUGGACAAAAGCCAAAAGCCUCCACCCUUUGUAUAUGUACAUCUGUAACUUCCAUCUGUAGGGUGCGUGUGGCAGAGAAUUACUUGUCAUGUCUGAUGUCAAGAGCCUUCCCAGCCCAUUGUUUGUUGGCUUGUUUUGUUGGUUUAGUGAUGGAAAACUUAAAAGUCGGUGUGGAAUGGUCUGUGCACAGGCUUAGAGGGGGAGAAGAUCCUAUCUCUUUGCAAAUAGGACAUACCACCCUCUCCUCUGUUCGCACUUGCAUGGCCUUUAAUCCAAAGUCUUGUCUGGAGUUAGGGCAAUUUAGUAAAGCUCAGGUGAUGAGCUAAAAUCCCAUGUAGACUCUCACUGGGACUUAAGUCACUUGGGAGCUGAAGUCUUCAUGAUGAAAUUUUGUGGGACGUUGGCUCCAAAGUCAUUUGGGAGGCUGGGGGCAUUUUCCCCCAGCACCUGUUAUUUCUGGAGCAGCCAAUGGGGCAUAGACUAAAUGAAUGGAAGAUGCUUAUGGAAAUGACUUGGCCUGAAUUUUCCGAAGUUAGUAAAAGCUGUCAGCAUUGCACAUUUCUGGAAGUUAGGCCCCAGGGGUCAUGGCUUUUCAAAAGAAUUCAGGGCCAGGUAUUCAGGGUCUCGUAUCAACAUGCUGAAUUCUUUUGAAAAAUCUAGCCCAUGUGUUUUCCUCCCCUCGAUUUGCUUUGGAAUCUUUCAUCAGAGGCUCCUUUAAAAAGGCAGCCUUUGUCUGGAGCCCUGUUGUAAUGUGUAUCAUGUCCUAUCUGAACAGUUGUCAUCAGUGGGUCCUCAUCAAAGGAGGAUUCCCAUCCUUGCACCUUCACUUGAUAAUGAUCUACCCCUAAAUUUGUGUGGGUGGAAUAAGGAAGGGAUGGGGGGCGCGGAAAGAGACCUUGGGUUUCAGGGCCACCUAAGCACAUCCUAUUUAGAGGGGGCUUUGGAGGAAAUCUGAAAAGCUUUGAAGUGCAGGUCUGAAUAGAGUUAGGUUGAAGCUUCCCCUUCCAUUGAGAGUUCUGGUUUCCUUUUGCAGAUUUCUAAGGGUAUCUUGGGUUCUGACCCUGCAGAGACUUCAGCCCAUGAAUAAUACUUACUCUGCCAGUCUCUGUUCAUUUCUUACCUCAAAUUAAGCCUGUAGCACAAAGAGCGAACUUUCAAGAGCAAUUGUGUGACUUAAAGGCAUAAAGUCCUAUUCAUUUUUCUCUUUGUUUUUCUUUUUCUGCAAAAGAGGUCAAAGGAUUUAGCCUCUCAUGCUCCAACAAAUGGCAACAAGACAUGAGUGCCUAACUCUCCUGGGCUACUUGUAAAAUUUUACUUGGAAAGUAAGUCUCUACUUGGAAAAUUUUGGCUUGGUCAGCUAAAUCAUUAGGGUCUGCAUUUGAAAAUCUUGUGUUGCUCAUCUCUUCUUGCCCCCCGCACCUCUAUCUUUGCAGGAUUGGUGCCUUAGUAACCAAGGAGUUAUUCUUGUUGGAAGGUGCUGUUGGAGUCUUAGAAGCAUCUCUGGUAGCUUUGGCUUUCCUGAACUUGAAAUAACAUGGUUAGGUGGGAAGAAAGAUGACUAACACCCAUCCUGUACAGGAAACUGGGGAAGCUGUUCUUCAGGUGGGGUGAUAGUAACCAGGUGGGGUGUCCAGAGGUGGGGUGACAAACUAAGUAGAGUUAAUGAGAAGAGUGAAAACAAGCAUUCAACCAUAGAUCACCCCACCAUCUGUUUUCUGCUCCAUCCCCAAACGUUCUUGCUCCUUAAAAAAAAAAAAAAGUCACAGCAUUGUUUUAUUUCCACCCCUUCCCAUUUCUCUCCACGUCCCUCACGUUGGUUUAAAAAAAAAAUGGUGCCUUUUAGAAUGAGUUUGUUUUUUAGGGUUUUUUUUCUUUUUGUGAGGCGUGCGGAGUCGCAAAAGGGAGGCCGCUACUGUGUUCCUUGAAAGGGAGGCAUAGAUUGUAUUGUGUGUUUGAGCCAUGUGUUUGUCGCUUGUGUUUGUAAGGUUGUCCAUGCGGGGGGAACUCGCGCAAGUUCCAUGGGGGUGGGAGAUGGUAUUAUCUUCUGCUCUCUAGUCCGGACUUCCUUACAAUCUGACAUGAGUGUGUGUACGCGUGAGCCAUGUGGGGGGUGGUGGGGAGCAAGUUUCUUCAGUCUCAAAAAGCACAUGUUCCCCUGGGCAUCUAGACCCAGGGGGUUUUAUCUCCCCCUUGGUGGAGUGAAUGAAUAAAUAAGUGCCUGCAGAUCCCAGGGACAGGAGAAUUCCUAUCCGGGGCAGGAAAGUGUCAAACUGCUGGGUAGGCAAGGGCGACUCUCUCAUCCCAGCUUCAUCUCCACAGGGUGUGCAUGUGGGGAGAUCGGUAAUAGGAAAUCUGAAAAAGCAUUGAGAACCAAAGGGAAGUGGACAUAGCCAGAUCCCAAAAGUCAGGAAACAGACUUGUUUUUUUAACUAUUACUCCAGAUAAUUAAGAAGAGGUGUCUUGGCUAAAAGGAGCCAGUGUGGGCACAGCCCCAUGGCCAUAGGCAUAGAAAGAUGGGUAGAUCUUUCUAGGAUGCUACAGGAGGGCCUGCCCCAGGAUGUGAUACCCUGGCAUGAGUUAAAUCUUGAAGGCCAGUCGGGUGAGUGGGGUCAGCCCCUUGAAUUAGCAGGCUGCCAUUGGGUGCCUUUGAAAAUGUUCACUUCUGAAGGAACGCAUGAGCCAAAGGCCAACAAAGCCGCAUGCUGGCUUUUAUGUAGGGUAGGGAGCGGAAGGAGGUAGAAUUUCCCGUAUGGGGCAGCCAGAAUGAGCAAAGCGCUUCUUCACUGGACUCAUGGCUUGGGGUGGAAGGGGGGAAGAUGAGGAGAGGGUUCAAUUGGCAAAUCUGGGAGAUGCCCCACUAUACCCAUACAUUGCCUCCUGGGAUGGGGAAGUGCCCUGGUAACCUGCAGAGGGUGGUAGAGGGGCUCUUAGUUGCCAUUAUUCUUAGUCUCUUUGUUUCUGUUUCUUCCCCUCCUAAUGGCUGGGGGCUGGACUGUGAACUCAGUUGCGUUACAUGGGGCUUUGCCGGUCAGGAACAUUCAUCCCACCCCCCUUCUCCUUGUACAUAGGCCAAAAUGGACUACGCGAGGGGAGGGAAGUGCCUCAGUGUUGGGGUUGGUUUGGGUUUUUUCCUCCCCGAUAUGGUACAAACCAAAAUUGCUCUGUAUGUUUGCAUCCUGUAUGAUGUUUUAAUGUCCUGUAAUAUAUUCUGAUAUUCAUAUAUCGUUAUUGGUUAAACAUUUGUAUAACUAUACAGCUUUGUAAAUGUAAUAAAUGCUGCAGAUUGUCCUUCAACGUGUCUGUGUGCA